CCAAUAUAUCUCCAGGCCUUACACAUUGUUUCAAGGUACCAUGCAGGAAUGGGUACCGACAUCCAGCAGGCUGGAAUCGUCCCGUUAUAAUGUACAUGGCAGCUCCAGGCCUUGGGGGCGGCUUGAAACAAAGACAAGAAACCGUCGAUCUUUUCUCAAGAAACACAUCUUUCUCUAUUUUCCACCAUUCUACGAGCUAUCAUGUUGAAACUCGCCCAUUUUAUUCUCGUUCUAGCGGGAGGCACACUCUCAACCGCACUCCCAGCCAUUAACCUGUUCUCAGGAGCAGGCAAUGCAAACAGCGAUGUCUGUAAGCAGGACUUCGGCCCAUGGGAUCACAGUUGGACAACGACCUCGUGCACCGUCGACGAGGUUGUCAACACGGGUGGGAAAUACAGCGCGCGCGAGCGAUGGAUGGCAGCCAAUGCAACGCAAGCAUUUCUUGGGGCUCAGUGGUGCUGGCUUUUCUCUCGGUCUACUAACCACUUUAGUUUCUCCCAGUCGGUCAGCAACUAUCUCCAUGGCCCGGACGGUAUGAAGUGCGAGAUCCUCGAUGCCUCUGGCGGGUCUCUCUCUGGUUGUAGCGGUGAUCAUGGGUGUGAUGAGGCUGGUCACGCUGCAGGCUUUCAAAUCCUCAAUUCCAUGUCCACACUUCAUAAACUGCAUCAAAGCACUUACGACUCUUUGGGAAAAGCGAAGGAUAGUAUUAUUGCUCGGGUUGGGGUGUUCUCCAGCGUUUUUUCCCCUUCAAUAGAUGAGUUGAAAGACUUCAAGAUUUUUCUAGAUAUCAUCGGAAUGGGGUUUGUGCUUGCAGUUGCCCCAUUGUGGAACUCUGCGUUUAAAACUGUCUUGUUUGCUGGUAAACCAAACGCUCUUGGGAUAUCGAAAGAUUCUGUAAAUGGGAUGGUGUCGAACGGUAUAUCACUCGGAAAAGACACUGCUUCUCAACCUCACAGUGCUCUCGGGACGCAGAACACGUUAUCAGACAAAAUUUCCCGGAUGAUUGAUGCCUGGAUGGGGUUGGUCAAAGAUACAAAUACUGUGAUGUUCUCUGGGACCAACGACCAGGGGGGUUUGAAGCUGCUAACUGACAUAAUUGGCGAAGGGAACCUUCUUGAGGAUAGUUAUCAAGUUAUUGUUGACGCAGCAAUGGCCAUCCCGAUUAUGGAGACGGUCAUUUGGGCAUUCAUGAUACCUAUGGCUUGGGCCAUGUCAAAUAAGGACGUUCAUCCAUUUCUUAUGAUUUACGAUGACAAAAAAGAGAAGGUCCGAUGCGACAGUCCACCACCCGAAGGCUUCUUUACCAGUAACAAGAAAGUCGUUGUCUGUGUUGAUGGCAAGGCAUACUGGCUUUCUAACGCUUCUGGCAAAGCACAAUCGUGUGUCCAAGACUAUCAACAUGUACGGUUUUGCAGCAACAAUAAAUUUAGCACGCCGCCUGGGAUCGAUCAACUCGCUGCCGAUGGAAAAAACAACCCUUGGGGAGGUUUAAGUGUGGUCGACAUCGUUGUCAGCUCAGUUGCUAGCUACAAAGCCAACGGUGACAAAAACGGCUUCGAGUUGGACCCUUCGAACGGCCCUGCAGUCAGCGAUCUUGCAUCGAAUGGGAAACAAGCUGCAGGCGUCUUUACGUUGCCCAUAUGUUCUGAGAAAGAGGCAUCUUCGAAUUGGGCUCAAGCAACUUCGGAUAGGCCUAGCGUUCGUAUAGAUAAGACGGCAAGAAACUACCCUUGUAAUCAAUAGGGUGCUGGCGAGGUUGGACAUGCAGAAGUAAAAGGAGGGGAGGAGAGAGGGGACAGAAGCGGCUGUUAUGGUGUCG
This is a messenger RNA of Pseudogymnoascus verrucosus, 1819 nucleotides long. RefSeq lists its product as uncharacterized. The transcript has 4 exons. The record is from RefSeq and is a predicted model, not a curated record. Bases 202 to 1743 code for a protein of 513 amino acids. NCBI's taxonomy places the organism in Eukaryota, Fungi, Ascomycota, Leotiomycetes, Thelebolales, Thelebolaceae.